CACGCCCAGCGCCAUCUUAGUUGGAGUUAGGAGGAAUUCAGGCGUUUGAAUAAAUCUUUGCAAGUAUUGAAUAAAGAAUACAACGAGUUAAAGUUUGAAAUCAAGAUGACAAGACACAUAAGUAUAUUUAAGUCUACAGAUGAACCAAAAGUUGUGUUCGGUGCUCAGCAGUACUCUUGUCCGUUUUGCUGCAAAAGAACAGAUUAUGCAGGGAUCAUCAGCCACUUACAAAGCCACAAAAGAACAGCGGUGAUUCAUGGAGGUUUCAAAAUAUACAAGUGUUCACUGAACUGUCAAGGAUCAAGCCACUACCAUUGCUGUUACUGCCAGAAGACAGUGGUUCGUAAAGAUCAGUUCCUCUGGCACUUGUCACAGUGUGGCAAAGCGCCGGCAGUGUUCGCCGUGCCAGCAUCAAUCGGCGUUCAGCCUCUUGUAGCCUCUACCCCCAUGCAAACAUCAAUUACUGUUCAGCCUCUGCCCCUUGUGUUGGUGCCAGCCAGCACCCAGCUUCUACCAGCCUCUGCCCCUGUGCCUGUGUCGGCUGCUUCCCAGCCUGUGUCGGCUGCUUCCCAGCCUGUGUCGGCUGCUCCCCAGCCGGUGUCCCCUGUGCCUGCAUCGGCCACUGAACAUCCUCUGCCCUCUGUGCCUGCAUCGGCCACUACCAAGCCUCUGCCCUCUGUGUCUGCAUCGGCCAUUGCCAAGCCUCUGCCCUCUGUGCCUGCAUUGGCGACUGCCAAGCCUCUGCCCUCUGUGCCCAUGUCAGCCACUGCCCAGCCUCUGCCCUCUGUGCUUGUUUCUAGCUCACUGCCACUUGUAUCGCUCUCAGCAUGUACACAGUCAUCAUCAGCUGCAGAGGGUAGUGAAGGCCACACAAGGCCACACAAAGUAUUACCAGUACCCAGCUGCCUUCUGUUAAGGACAUCUGUAACACAUUGGCAAGAUUAUUACAUACUCAACCACCCUCCACAGUUGCUUUUCUCACUUCUUCCUUCUGGCAAACAGUAAAGAACUAAUGAUCCUUGUGGGGGACGGCCAACAUCCUUGCCCGGCCAGGACAACUGCUUAAUGGAAGGACCUGCAGAGACAAUAUACACAAAGCAUUAUCUCCCCUGGAGCGCUAGAUGGCUAUCCCCCUGAGUUUCAGUGAUGCUUCAUGAGAGUUGGAGUUUGGCACAACCCUGAUGGGUUCCGUGGGUGACUCCAGGAGGUGAUGCAGAGACCUACUUUGUUGGGCCUCCGCUUCACCCAGAAGUGCUUCCAGACCACGCUAACAGAAAGCCAGAAGUACUGCCGGGUGCAGGAUAAAAGAAGUCUGCUGACACUGCUCUAAGACACAGAAUCGUGAGGAAGAGGAUGACACCUGCCAGGAGGAGUGGAGGCAGAAGAUAGAGAGAAAGAAAAGAGAAGACAAAGGCAGAGAGAGAGAUUGUGCUGUGUGCUGAUUGUACUGUGUUCUUCUGUGGGAAGUGAAUGAGAAGAGAUUCGAACAGCCAAAUAAAAACCUUGUGUGCUGCAGAGACUUGUGCCCGAGUCCGUCUGUGUCGGUUUUGAGAGCUGGCGUGCCCCUUGCAGGCCACACCGUUGUUCCAGUAGAUUUGGAGAAAGCGUUUCAGUUAUGACGUUACUAAACAACAAAUCAUAAUAAACGCUGUAAGAAAAAAAAUUAUAUAUAAUUAUUUGCACAUAUAUAAUGACCUAUUGUGCAUAUUGCAUUCUAUAUAUUUUGUCUGUGUUUUAUUGCAGUAUUAUCUGUGUUCUGAACAGAUAAGCAAGUGUCAAUAUCAUUGUACUGUAUGCACAUGACAAUAAACUUGAACUUAAAGUGUGCAGUGCAACAGCACUAA
Messenger RNA from Polypterus senegalus (gray bichir), 1844 nucleotides. Its product is annotated as SH3 domain-containing protein C23A1.17-like. Bases 106 to 1005 code for a protein of 299 amino acids. The transcript has 3 exons. The record is from RefSeq and is a predicted model, not a curated record. Lineage: Eukaryota; Metazoa; Chordata; Cladistia; Polypteriformes; Polypteridae.